CAGAUAUCUCCAGACACCCUGGGAUUGUUCGUACCGAUGGAGUCGGUUAUCGUAGUUCCAGUUCGUUAUUUGGCACUACUGUACAUGGCGGGUACUUUGAAUAUCCGGAGCGACAUUCUCUGGGGUGGAGUUGUCUUUUGGAAACUAAAAAGUUGUGAAGAGAGACUGGCGAGGAGAGGAGGCAAAUACAAAGUGCUUGUGUUUUCUGUAUGGAAACUAAAAUGGCACUCAUCUUCCACUAUUCCAGGACAAAGAGCGUCGGGUGGAGAUAAGAGCUGAGGAGAUGUGAAGUAGGAGGUUAUAGAACGAGCUCGUGCCAUCCACCUUUGCUGCAUGCACGAUCUUUUGUGCAGACGUUUGCUGAGAUGCUCGCUCGCCUGGUUUUCGACUCGAGUGGAUCACUGGUGAAAAUACUCUCGUAUAUUACGCUGUACAAUCCGUACAUCCGGGGGUUAAGAUGACGUUGGCUUUUGCAUCGCGGAAAUUCUCGGGUGAGUCCUUUGAAUGAAUUGAAUUUAUCAAACGUUCACCGUGAGGAAAUUUAUUCCAAGAAUUCCAAGGUCUAUAUUUUGUAAUAACUCACACACUGAUUCGCGCCCAAGAUUUUAUUGAAAAUCUUUUUUUUUUGAAAAUUUCGCUGUGCAAAAAGAAAUUUUUGAUGAAAAUUACACCUCUGAAGGGCGAACCGAUGAACGAAAUGAUAAUGACCCACCUUUUAGGCUAAUUUUUAUAAUGAAUUUAACCUUUACCCCUCAUUUCACCCCCUGAACUCCUAAUUUUUACCCAAAAUUUCUCUCCGUAUUUUUUUUCCUCCCCAUCGCUGGAAGAAACUGAUCCAUCAAUUACCAAUGCCUUCUACACUGCAAAAAUUGGUGGUUCAGUUUCAUAUACAGUAAACUACCCAAUAGACAGACUGUCAGAAAAAAUUUAAGCCUCCCCUACCCCCCUCUCACCCCCGUGAACCGCCAUUCGUCAUCGAAAGUAUCAAAACUCAAGCGCGAAACAACCCCCCAUCGAAAUCUGUCAAUAUUUUCCCAAAAGAAAACUUCACGGUCAUUGAUCUCCCCCCCGGUUCGCCUUCUCCUCGAAUUAAUUCACUAACCCACCCUCAUCCAGUCGUGAGGGAAUCCCCCACGUGUUCAAACACCUCAAUUGCAGUCUGACGCACAUUUUUUUCCACUCCCCUCCGUUGCACUCGUACACAAGCCCACCGCAAUGUAACAGAAAUAUUUUUCAUGCUUUUCCCUUUACUGACGGGGCUCCCUCCACCCCCUGGCGCAACUCCACCCCCAACAGUAUAACAAUCUCCCCAGUACAGUGCCCCAGAGACAUGAAGAAAGAGACAAUUUUCUAGUCAUUGGUAUUGGUGGACGCUUUCAUCUCACGUUCCAAUCAUGUACAGUCACAUUUGCGUAUGUGUAUGUGUGUGUGUAUAUGUGUAUUUAUGGAUGAGAGGACACAUCCAUAGUCACGAUGAGUCUGAAGACUGCUCUCUCCAUAUUCCCCUCGUUCAACGCACAACAUAGAUGUGUGGAAUGGUACUAACGUGGGUUAAAGUCAGUGGGGUUGAGACCUUCUGUGAUUGUGUGUGUGUAUGUGUGUGUAUCGGCGUGUAUGAAGGAACAAAACUGUAAGGGGGAACUUGACACGCGUGUGUUCCACCCGAGUUUUGGCUUUAGUUUAGUUGCAGACACCGGGCACGGGUGUCACUUCUAAUGCACUCAUUUGUGCUAAUUUAUUGUAUUAAUUAGCGAUUAAAGUGUCGAUUGUCAUUGGGUGGAUACUCCAGUUGAUUGUGACGGUUGCGUAAAUUUUAUUAUUAAAUUAUUUAAUCGAAAAAACCGACGGUGUCAGUCGAUACGAAAUUUAAUCAGAUUUUUGGAUUUUUCGUGUCAGUGGGGGUGACAAGGGGUGGUAGUGUAUCAAUGAUUAUAUCAAGGAUUAUAUGUGUAUAAUAAAUACCAGAUCUUGGGUGUACACGUGACAAAAUCAAAUGGAUUAAACAAACCAAGUGUUAUCUACCUGCAUUAAUGUUUCGAAGUGAAUUCAAGUGUUCGAAUGUUAAACUUCGGUUGAAUUUUAGUUUUGGUUCGUACAACUAAGGCCCAUAGUUCAGUAAAACAGGGAAUAAAGUUCUACCUCAGUCAUUUUCAUCGUGUUGUGUUUGGCCAUGCGUUUAUAAUUGACUCAGUGAGGUAUCAAGAGUGAUUAAAAGUUUAUCUCACCAUAAUUAAUGAAAACUCACAACUGCCAGUGAAUAUAUUAAAAAUAUUCUGUAAUCAUCAUUGCACGUGACUGCUAUUACCGAAGUACAGCAAUUAGGAUCAUCGAAAUCUGAUGGAAAUCGACGUUCAUCGAGUCGAAAUUUGUUUCAAUCACUUCCCACGCUGUUCCCCAUUGAAAAAUCAAACUGACACUCCAUAGAAGUAAAAAAUCUGGGCCUUACGAAUCCGGACAAAGGGACAGCAUCCAGUUUACAUGAGAAAAAAAAAAACGUGACGUACCGUCGCGACGACUGUGAAACACUUGACCCGGCAGAAGAGAUCGCCCGCCCGCGAAGACAACUACAGAGUGAGAGGUUUUCAUUCUCACUUUACGCAAAAAGCAGCGGCUAAACAUGAGCUAGAAUUAACAGUCCAGUGGAAUCAGAAUCACGAUAUGAUGCCAAAGAGCUGUCUCCAACGGCCAGAGUACAGCACAAAAAACAUCAAACCCAUUGAGAUUGUAAAAAAAAACGAACAGUGAUUCCAAAAGGAGAAGAUGAACCGUGUCAUAUUUUCGGUGGUGAAAAGAUUUCUGGACAAAGACAGAUCGCACGGGUCGAGUGGUAUAAGGAACACAUGUGUGUCACUCUACUUUCCAUCACCAGCAGAUUGACCUUUGGAGAAGAUACAAAAGCAGGAGAAGAAAAAAAAAAUAUAACCGAAAAAGGGGGGGAACAAGGGGGAGAUCAUUAGGAGUCAUUCAAACUCGAGUUAUAGGACUGGGGGAGGGAAGUUUACAGCUAGCGCCAUUACCGGUUGUUUGUGUUUGGUGUACGUUCAAGGCCGCUCGAGUGACUGUGCAGCGAAGACAAUUCCAAUUUGGUUGGUAUCCACGAGAGCAGAAAGGCCCUUUGACAUGAGUUUGUACUAGCAGAGUGAUCGAACAACGUAUUACAGUACCAAAUGCAUCUGGAGAUAUUGUGGAUACAGGGUGAUAGAUUUUGAUGCCACUAAUGGUGAACUUGGACAAUGUGUUGGGGGGAAUGGAUUCAUAGGGAGAUGGAAUCAUAAGGCUGGGUGGGAUAUUCACCCUGGAAGUGAUCAAAUUGACUUUGGUGUUGAGGUGGAUUGGACUGUUUGUGACGAUAGAUUAUUGUGAAUGAAAAAAAAACAAAGUGAAGAAACAAGUGUUUGAGGUGAAUACAAAGUGUGUCACGAUGUCGUUCAUGCGUGUGCUUAUUGUUGGAUUGUUAAGUUGGAGCUGUUGGGCUGCAGGUGAUGAACUCCCGGAUCCCAUCAACAAAGGUCCCAUAAAACUUGUGUGGGCAGAGGAAAAUGAAGAUGUGGAGUUACCAUGCGAUGUCACUCCACCAAUCAUGGACGACAAGGUGGCCAUGGUCCUGUGGUUUAAGGAUGAAAUGGGCCAGGGGAUUCCUUUUUAUUCUUACGAUGCCAGAAAAAAUGGUGGGCCCGUACACUUUCCCAUAUCCAAUGAUUUGGGUAAUCGUGCAAUAUUUGACAUCAGCCAUUAUCACCAUGCAAGCUUGAAAAUUCGCAAGGUAACACAGCAGGACCAGGGCUUGUACAGAUGUCGUAUUGAUUUUUUCAAUUCACCAACACGUAGUUUUCAAGUGAAUCUCACACUGAUCGAACAUCCUUCGAAGCCAGUGAUUUACGAUGCCCAGGGCAGAGAGGUUCAGGGGGUUUCGCGAUUCUUCGAGGGAUAUGAUUUGAGACUCACCUGUCAAGUGUCAGGAGGUAAACCAAAACCAUUAGUCACGUGGUGGAGGGAUGGGGAGCUUCUUGAUGAAGAUGUUGAUGUUCCGGAGAUGUCCGGUACGAUUUCACUGUCCAGUAAAUUCACAGUCAAUCAUCUGUUUAUUGGGAAGGUAACCAGAGCUUUGUGGGGAUCUAAGCUGGAGUGCAGAGCACAGUCAGGAUCGAUAUCGAGUCCUGUGGUGAGAGAGGUUCCUUUGGAUAUUUAUCUGAAGCCUGUUGCAGUGAAAAUACGCCUCAAUGACGACUUCAUUCUCGCUGGGCAUCCAAUAGCUGCGGUAUGUGAAACAUGGGGCAGCUGGCCAGCCGCUACCCUGGCAUGGAGUCUCGGUGGACUAAAAUUCCGUGACCCAAGUGUAGCGACAACCCAACGAAGCAAUUCCACGCUGAGUAAACUUGCUCUUGUACUUGAUCGCGAUGACGAUGGCAAAGAGUUGAGUUGUACAGCGGUCAAUCACAAUUUUCCUGGUGGUGAGCUCAAAGAGAUUCGUCAACUUCGAGUUGCCUAUGCACCCAUCGUACAAGCUCAUCUUGCCGUAGGCUAUAUUUUGGACUCUUUGCGGGAAGGUGACGACCUGAAACUGAUCUGCAAUGUCCAGAGUAAUCCUCCACCCAGUGAAAUUGUGUGGUAUCAUAACGACACUCGACUUGAGCAUGACGUUACAACAGGCAUUCUCGUUGCCUCCAACACAUUGACAUUGAGGGUCUUGAAUCUCGGACACUCGGGGGAAUACACCUGUUACGCUCGGAAUAGAGUCGGUGAGGGUCGUAGUUUACCUCUUCGGAUUCACAUGAAGUUUGCUCCAAGAUGUCGUGUAGGAUUUGAAUCAACAGACAUCCCCGUGGAUCUGGGCGAGGUUGUAAAACUCUACUGCGAGGUGGAGGCGUUACCCAGUGACACAGUACGAUUUUCCUGGACAUUUAAUGGGACCAGAGGAGAUGUUCUCCCUGUGCAAAAUUCCAAACCAAGAAAUCAGGGUGUCACAAGUAUUUUAGAGUACACACCCCUAGUGGAUGGGGAUUACGGUACACUAGGAUGUUGGGCAAGCAACAGCAUUGGAAGACAACGAGCACCUUGCAUAUUCAACAUUAUUCGGGGUAAAGUGCCACAGCCACCAGUAGACUGUGCACUGUACAACGAGAGUAGCGCACUCGAGGUAAAUUGCAUCCCCGGUUCGGACGGUGGUUUGCCUCAGCACUUCCUGCUAGAAGUACGUGGCUCUGCAGUAGGCUCAGAGCUCUUCCAAACCUCCCACACUCUCCAGACACCACAAAGUGACCAGGGGGUGGCGGGUGAAGUUCCCCCAAUUUAUAGAACGGAAAAUCCACGUCCAACAUUUCAGCUUCAUGAUUUAGAACCAGGUUUUGAAUAUACAUUGGCAGUUUAUGCUAUUAAUCAGCGGGGGAAGAGUGAGCCGAGGCUCAUACGAAAUGUCCGGAUUACGGAGACCGUUGGAAGGAAUCUUGGACAGUCUGGAGGUGCGGGUUUUGUCAUCAAUGGACUCAAAAGUUUUAUUCCCAGUGGUGAAGCCCAGAAUAUGAUGAUUAUUAUCAUUGGAGUUGUUGUGGGAGCGGUUUCAUUCAUCGGCAUUGGAAUAUUUAUCGGUGUUGCUGUAUGCAGAAAACGUUCCCGUGCCCCAGAGCGCUCAACUCCCGACGAUUUCACAAUACCCACGUACGUAUCAGCUCAACGUAUUGAGCCAAGAGUGAGAUACAGUAGUGACAGAAGAAGAUCCCAAAGAACAAGUCUUUACAUGGAGGAAAAUAGAAACGAACCAGAUCUCCUGUCACAGGUGGAGAUUGACAUGCAGAGAUAACGCAGAAGGUAAUGAAUAAUUAAAUUUUGUCACUUGUGGGGAGAUGGAGAUGUCACUACCUCUCGAGGAAAAUUCCGUCCGAGGCUUUGCUGCAAGAAGCCGUAUUAUUUUAUUUUUUUUAAUGAGAGAAAAUACGGUGGGGUGUUCCUUGUGAAAUAAAUUUAUUCAAGUACUUCCUGUAAAAUCAGUGGCUACACGACAUGAUGAAACGAUAAUUUGUCAUGAUUUUUGUAUUGUCUCACGCUUAUGAAUUUCGGUGAGAGAGUAAUUCAUGCAAAGUACUCGAUUCGAAGAGUAAAAAAUCUCCCACCGUAGUUUUUUCUUCGGGCAUUGUAUACUUAGCCAUAAAGAAUCCAUAUUUCAUUUCACGAAAAAAUAUGGAGUAAUUCCAAACUGUGGAAGCACAAUGAAUAGGAGUUUGAAAAGUUUAUAAAUAAAGAAUGUUGAGAAUUCCUGUGGGAGCAGCCGAUGCUUUCCUCAUUGUUCCAUCAACUUGAGGUUUAUAAAAAUCCGUGCAAUGAUGAAUGAAAAUAAUUUUCUGGUGCCGUGUAUCAAGUAUUUAUAGUGUAUAGUAAUUAGAAUAACGUUGAUUGUAUGAACAUAAAUUGUAACGUAGUACAUUUGCUGUAGUUAUCAGUACGUAUUAUGUGCCACGAGUGCCAUGAAAGAGAUUAAUGUACAAUUAUUUUUACAUGCCAUUAGUUUUAAGAGGUCGGCACUGUCCUAUGAUUAAUUGAUGUACCAUAACGGAUUCCACGAUUAAUUAAUUAACCUUGCUCUAAAGUUCUUCAGAAAAUGUAUUAUUAGAUUAUAUAAAUGGAGAGUAACGUAAAUAUACAUCACCUGAUUUUUUAAAAAAUUCAUCGCAUUCGAAUAGUGUUUCAGGAAUAUAAAAAAUUCAGGAAGCUCUAGCGUCGCAAUUUCACCCACUGAAUUUUUAAUUACUUGAAUCGUCGAAGCUGAUCAAUUACGUUCCAUCAAACAGCCGAGCAAAUUUGUUACCAUUUCCGAUAGACUCCCCCGGUCUCCUUCAAUGUCUCAUCCCCAUCCCCUCUCCCCUUCAAAGAAAUUACGUGAUUCUGAUUCAGUUAAUUCUAAAAUUGAUAACACACGAUUUUAUUUAUUUCUUUUAUUGUGUUUCAUCGUGUUUGAUUUAGGAAAUUUGUGCAACUUUGGAAAGCAGUCAUUCAUUAUUCACUACACAGUGGGGUAAGAAAAUUCGAGCGUUGAAAACUUAAUUGAUUUCAUUUCUGUCGAGAUUGUGAACGAAAAUAUAUAUGAUUGGAGGCGGCAUUCAAUGGCAUUUUCCCAAGAAUCGAAAGACAAAGUUUUCGAAUUGAUGAGCUUGCCUAGCGAGGCAGAUAGACAUUCAAGAUAUUGGAAGAUAUUUGAAAGCUAUUGUUAACGGGCAAAGUCAGUGCCAUUAUGAAAGGUCACACUGAAAAGUACUGAAAUACUUUCCAAACUUGGUGGAAAUCAUUACAAUACUUAUCAAACUAUUCUGAGAUACUUUACUAGAAUUGUCGUAUCCGAUAUAGCUAUUGAUGAUAAUUUAUUGCGGUGUAAUGGUAACUUUACGCUCAUCAUAAUUUUCAGAUUGACGGUGAGAGCGUGUAAUAAAGAAAAACUGAAAUUUUUCUCUUUCGCAUGAUAAAACAAAAGUAAUUGGAUUUUUCAAAUAAUUUUUAUUAUGUCUGUCGAUGGCUGUUGCAGACAUUCGUUCAGUCUUCCAUCUCGAAGAAUCCUUCCUGAAAAGUGUGUGAUAAAAUCCUACUGUUCACUGUGUAUGAAAGUGCAGGCUCUCUAUAAAUAUGAUUCACAGCUACCGUUGAAAAUAGAUUGCCUCUAGAGGUAUGGUAGAAUCAAGAGCUGAAGAAGCAGAAAGUGUGAAAAGAUAGAAUAAUGUUCGAAGAACACUGAAAGACUGAUGUGUAACCAUAUAAACCGGAAAUAUUCACAUUGAAAUAUGAUGUUUCCAAAUUAUUGACAACCGGUUAAAAUAUUCAGUGAAAAAUAUCCGCUAAAAACCAGCACCAAUCAACUUAUUAUAAAAAAAUCCCAGGUAAAUAUAUCCACUAACAUUAAAA
Molecule: messenger RNA, 7884 nt
Organism: Diachasmimorpha longicaudata
Lineage: Eukaryota; Metazoa; Arthropoda; Insecta; Hymenoptera; Braconidae
Product: hemicentin-1-like
Exons: 14
Coding region: 3422-5797 (791 amino acids)
Molecular function (GO): protein binding
Source: RefSeq, a predicted model, not a curated record